Metschnikowia bicuspidata var. bicuspidata NRRL YB-4993 is the source of this 2012-nucleotide messenger RNA. RefSeq lists its product as uncharacterized. The record is from RefSeq and is a predicted model, not a curated record. Gene Ontology annotation, cellular component: membrane. Lineage: Eukaryota; Fungi; Ascomycota; Pichiomycetes; Serinales; Metschnikowiaceae. The transcript has a single exon. Gene Ontology annotation, biological process: transmembrane transport. Gene Ontology annotation, molecular function: transmembrane transporter activity. The coding region runs from base 131 to 1642 and encodes 503 amino acids.
GGAAAACCAAUAUCUCACUCACAUUUACCUUUUCCCAAAGAUCUGGAAAGCUACAGCACAUUUUUUGGUCUCUCGAAGCAACCGCAUCUAGAGCGAAAAUCACUACACUCGUGUUUGCAGCAACAAAGCCAUGUCUAAUAUUUCUAUAGCCGAUGAAGAAAAGGCUCAAAUUUGCCAUGUGGAGACGGCAGACUCACAAAGAAAAGAAUUGGCCAAGCCCGAGUCCUUGCAAAAAUUCAGCGAGGCAGAACUCGAGGACAUGCAUCGGAGAAUCACCCGCAAAGUGGACAUCAGGUUGAUUCCCAUGCUCGUGCUCUUAUACAUUUUGAAUUACUUGGACAGAAACAACAUCGCCAGUGCCCGAUUGGGGGGCUUGGAGUCUGAUUUGGGGCUCCAGGGUAACCAGUAUCAAAUCUGCAUCUCCAUUCUUUUUGUUGGGUACAUCCUCAUGCAGAUCCCGGCAAACAUGUUUUUGAACAAGUACAAAAAACCGUCUGUUUUCAUCACUUGUAUUAUGGUUUCUUGGGGAACGGUUUCCACUUGCACGGCAGCCGUACAGGGAUUUGGAGGCUUGCUUGCGAUAAGAUUGAUUUUGGGGUUUGUGGAGGCAGGUUUUUUCGGAAGUGCCCUCUACAUUUUGUCCUGCUGGUAUACAAGAAACCAGCUCUCACUCAGAAACUCAUUGUUGUAUUCUGGUUCGUUGCUUUCGGGUGCCUUUUCUGGUCUUAUUGCUGCAGGAAUCAUCGAGAAUAUGGACUAUGUAAGGGGAUUACGGUCCUGGAGAUGGUUGUUCAUCAUCGAGGGCGCAAUUACCGUCGGCAUUGCGCCCUUGGCUUACUGGGUGUUGCCUGACAUGCCCCAAAAUUCUAGGAUGCUUUCAGAUCUCGAGAAGGAAGUUCUUUUGUACAAAAUCAGAGCUGAGAUUGGUGAGGAUGACUCGGACUCCAUCAACACAGAAACGUAUUGGGGUGCAUUCAAAUUAUGUAUCAGCGACAUCAAGGUGUGGGCCUGUGUGGGGAUUCUUUCGUGGUUGGUGGCUGCCUGUGGCGUCACCAAUUUCUUUCCUUCCAUUGUGGAAACCUUGAAUUUCAGUAAGGUUGUGACUCUAUGUUUGACAGCGCCCCCGUAUUUGCUUGCCGUGGUGAGUACGUUUUUCUGGGCCCGCCACGCAGAUAAGACAGGCGAGAGAUUCUGGCAUGUUGUCGGCCCAAUGGUGGUUUCCAUCAUCUCGUUCAUAAUUGCGGUAGCAACGUUAAACACGGGUGCACGGUACUUUGCCAUGGUCAUCAUGGUGCCUUCACUCUACUGCUCGUUCACCACGAUUCUUUCGUGGAUGUCAAACUCGUGUCCCAGGCCACCGUUGAAAAGAGCCAUUGCGCUCUCGUUGAUGAAUUGCUUAUCAAACUCGGCGUCCAUCUGGAACGCCUAUUUGUACUCGUCCUCCUCUGCGCCCCGCUACACCACUGCCUUCAUAUGUAACAUAGUGUUCUUGGCUUUGGCAAUCUUGUGCGCCAUUGCCUUGAGAUGGAGACUACACGUUUUGAACAAGUCGAUCGAAAAUGGUACGAUGAACUGGGAGCGCGAGCUUGGCAAGGGAAACGACGGGCUUUCCGUGAAAGAAGACUUCCGGUUCUUGACCUAGGUAGUUUUGAUAUAGUCAAACAGUUACGAGGUUUAAAACUAUGUAUCGAGCCGCAAAUGAGGUCCAAAAAUGGCACAAUACGUGACUGAUCGGUGGCUAAGAUAUUGAACGUGGCGACAUCAGAUAUAGACGCUUCCUGCGCUUUAGCACAGCUUCCGGAGCUUCCAACCCGGGAAAUUAUAGAUCAUCCCCCCUUCAAUGCGGCUUACUCUCCUGUGUCGAAAAUCAUACAUUCAUCAUACCACCACUCUAUUUGAGACGAGACCGCGUCAUCUCGAGAAUUGCGUCAUACAAAUAUGUUUUCAACGCGUCGAUGCUGAGAUCGCUUUUGCUUUUUUGGUCCAAGUAGUCGGGCUCUAAUUUCACUUUA